CAAAGUGAGACAGAAGUAGGCACACGGAUGUAGCUAUAAACUAAGCUACAGAUUAAAAUGUGAGAAACGGCACCAGCACACAAAGGCACAUUAGAAAAGAUGAGACAUCAGGCAGACACAGAGGUGCAGAUGCCAGACAGACACACAGACAAAGAUCCUGGCAGGCAAAAGGACAGACAGACAGACGGACAGACAGAGAGGUGGACCCUGUAGCAAUCGAGAGCAGCAUCCCUCCUGCUCUCCGAGUGUGGCGUGGAUCAGAAACGAGAGAUUCGGAAUUGGAAGCUGUUGCCACCAAAGAAACUGAAGCAUCUUAACAGGGAACACACCCACAGAGGGAAGAACAGUGGAUGGAAGAGAGAGAGAGACGGAGAGUGUGACAAGGAAGGAGGAUAAGAAGAUACGGGACUGGACAAAAGUGCCAGAGCAUACCAAGUCAAGACAGCGUCCUUAAUCUAAACCACGUCCCCCUUUCCCCCUCCCUGCACAUAACUUUCACAUCCACACCUACACACACUUGCAGACACAAACACACACAUACAGUCCUCAGCGAUGCCAAGGAGGGCUGAUCAGCCUGCUGCCCGCUCUGACAAGCCCUGCCUCUUCACCUCAGACCCUUGAGGCUGUGCUCUCUGAGCUUUGACCAUUGACCUCCCCUGUGUCAACCUGGGAACCAGAGGUCACCUGUUCUCCACUCAACCCGGGGACGCCCUCCUGCCCAGCCAGGACCUGCAGCCACCAGUGGCACUCAAAGGCAUGGCUCCCAUUCGGGAUUCCGUCAGCCACUCCCCUAAUCAAACAGGUCUGGAGCAUCCUGGCUUGGACUCGCAGUAUGAGCCUUCACCCUGGUCUUCUGGCUCUCCCUGCAGCAGUGACGGCAACAGCAACUGGGGCAAAGUCCUAGUAGACGGAAGCACCGACAAACCCAAUAACCCUUCUUCAACCAGCUCGUCCAUCUGGCCUCCCUCCUCCUCCUCUUCAUUUUCUUGCUCCUCCUCUUCUUCCUCUUCUGGCUGCGGGUCAGGAUCAGACCCUGAGUUGGCAUCAGAAUGCAUGGAUGCAGAUUCUAACUCCUCAAUCGGCUCAGAGAAAAACCUCGCCGCUGUUGCUGCGACAACAGUGAUGAUGAUGUCAGCAAAUGCUUCUUCCUCUGUGUCUUCUGCAGCCUCUUCCCCCUCCUCUUCUUUGGUGAGCCCUACAAUGAUGGUCGGCGUUUCUGUGAAUGGAGACAGCAAUGGCAACAGUCGUCAGGUAAUUGGCGGCGGUGCUGGAACCAUCAGCAGUGCAAAUAAUGGAAAUAAUAACAUCACCGGGCCCUCGCACUACUCUGUGGCUGGGUCAAACAGUAUUGGCAGCAAUAACAUGAGUAACCACAACAAGCUUGUCAGCAACAGUGGUGUAUGGGGCGCCCAGUCAGGCAGCAACAUGAUCACCAGUGGUGGAGGCACCCCCUGCAUCAAUGGAGGGUUGAACCCAAACACUUUAAACCCAAAUGCCAACCAUGGUGCCUGGCCACAGAAUCCAUCCCCAAGCCCAGUGUCCCAGGGCCAGCGUCCUCCACAGGCUCAGGGGAUGACUUCCAAACUGGGUAUAGCUCCCCAACAAAGCCCAAUGCUGGGCUGGGGUGGCAUGGCAGCUCCAGACAACAGCAGUAUGAUGGAAGACACGGAGUUGAAUAAUGGUACAUCAAGCGGCAAGGUGUUAGGAAGCAGCAACAGUGGAAAUGGAGGCCUGCAGCCUACCAACCUUAACACUGAAUCCAAUGGACCAAAUAACACUAUCAUGAUGAAUACUACUACUACUACUACUAACGCCACAAUGACCUCUAGUCCACCAAACUCUACCGCCUCACCCCAACUCAGCGGGGAUUGUUCCUGGGGUUCCAUUGGAGGAGGGAAUGGGGGUCCGCUGGCCAAUGGAAACCCCUCAUCAGCCCCCCAGCACCCCCAAGGAGAGCUGGGGGUUACUGGGGCCUUCGGUACGCCUUGGGGCGCAGCUACCUACCCUGUAGACAAGGGCCCCCCAAAUGCAGACACUGUGAACCCCCAAAUCUCCUCUACUGCUGCUUACAAGAGUAAUAAUAACCACAAUAACACUGGGGCCCCACGCUGGGACCAGGGGCCCAACAGUAAUCCAAACCAGCCUCAGAGCAACCUGUCCUGGGGUGUUGGCUCAAAUCAAAUCCCAGGCUCUGCAGCCCAAACACCAGGAAAUGGAAACCAAACUACAAUGGGCCCUCCAGCAGGGAUACCUCGCCCCUGGGGGAGCAGCGCAUCCUCUUCUUCUUCAUCCUCAUCAUCCUCUUCCACGUCUAACAACAAGAUGUCAAAUGGAGAAUGGGGAUCAACAACUCCUGGUAACAACCUCUCAGAUGCUGGAAGUCAUAAAGGAAGCUCUACCAACAAUGGCUGGAAGAGCUUGGAAGAUGACGCCAUGGGCAUGGGAGGAGCAGGGGGAGGAGGUGGAAGCCAUGGCUUAGGAAGUGUCACUGGAAGCUGGGGCCGCUGUGGAGGAAGUGAGGGAAGCGGGGAGAGCUCCGGAGGCCGAUCCAGCUCAGACAGAGACCAGUCAAAAGGGGGAAAUCGCAGAAAGGGUACCCAUUCUGCAACAAUACUAUCAGCUCUGACCCGGGCUGAUGUGGACGCGAGGGUUCUGUCCAACACUGGAUGGGGACAGACGCCCAUACGGCAGGACACUGCCUGGGAUGUCAGUUCUCCUGCUAACAAUCAGCACCAGGCUCCCAGAGGAGACGAAAGAAAGCAUAGUAGCGGAGGCUCUGGCUGGGGCACAGCAACACCGGCAGCUCCCUCCCAGACCUCUGGAGGCUGGGGGGGUGGGCCAGGCAGCUCAGGUCCAGAUACAGGAGGUUCUGGCUGGGGAGAGCAGAGACCAACCUCUGGGUGGGACAGCAAAGCCCAACCAAAUGGAGGAGGUGGGCAGAGUGGCUGGGAUGAUGGAUCCAGCUACAAGGGCAGUAACAACAACAGUAACACCUGGAGCAACAACAUUAACAAAGAUGACAGAUCCAGUACCUGGACUAAUGCACCAAAACCACAGCAGAGCUGGGGCUCCAAUAGUGGCAAUGGAAAUGAAAGCUGGGGUGGCAGUGGAGAUGGUACAAGACAAGGGGCCAGCAACCACUGGGGAGAGCCCCAAAAAGGUGCAGGCUCUGUGGGCUGGGACAGCGACAGCGACCGGUCUGGCUCUGGAUGUUGGAGUGAGCCAAGCCGAACCAACACCAGCAGCAGUAACACCUGGGUGGGGAGUGGAGGAUCAAAUACUCCAGACCAGAACACUCCAAACCCAGGCUCCAACUGGGGAGACUCGGUCCACAAACCCAAUCCUCAUAGUAACAGUCAGGGUUGGGGUGAGCCAAUGAAGAACAACCAUGGAGGCCAGAAUUGGGGUGAGCCAAAUCCUAAGCCCUCCAACGAGUGGGGAAAAGGUCCUGAAUCCAACAUGUCCAGAGGCAGUCAAGGCCCUAACAAGCCCACAGGCUGGCUAGGAGGUCCCAUGCCCACAGUAGGUCAGAAGGAGGAAGUGGUGACUGGAUGGGAAGAACCUUCUCCCGAGUCCAUCCGUCGGAGGAUGGAGAUCGAUGAUGGCACUGCGGCUUGGGGAGACCCAGUCAAAUACAGUGGAGGAUCUGUCAACAUGUGGAACAGGAGUGGCCAACCAGACCAGGAGACUAUGGGCCCAUCCUCUCAGCAUCAGUCCCACCCAGCACACAGCUCGAUGCAGCCAAUGCAGCAUAUUAACCAGGAUAAAAGCUGCAGUUCCGGUUGGGGUGAGCCAUACCCUCAACAGAAAGACUCUUCAUCAUGGGGUGAGCCCACCGCUGCUCCGCCUGUGAAAGUAGACAAUGGGACAUCUGCCUGGGGGAAGCCUAUGGACAGUAGCUCCAGUUGGGAUGAACCCAGCAGGGAUGGCCGUGAAUCUGGAUGGGGCGGCCAGCAUAAGUCUGCUCCUGGUCCCAAGCCCAUGGAGACAUGGUGCGGUGAGGAGGUGUCCAUGAGCAAUAGCUGGGAUCAAGAAGAGGAAGUGGAGAUCGGCAUGUGGAGCAACAGCCAACAGGACAACAGGUCCCAUGACCAAAACACCUGGAGCUACAAGCAUAAAGGCUCCAAUAAGAUGAACAAACCAGUCAACAAACAGGACGAACCCUGGAUGAAACCCUUCAUCAACCAGUUCAACAGCAUGAACUUUUCUAGAGACUCUCCUGAUGACUCCAUGAAGACAGGAGCAGGGAUGGUGCAGGACAAGCGCAUGGACAUGGGCAGUAUGGGAGACUUCAAUGGAGUAAUGGGGAAGAACCCAGGGUCUCGACACCAGCUCCACAAGGAGUCUGCCAUGGAUCGCAGUCCUUACUAUGACAAGCUUUCCCCCUCUGCUUAUGAUAAUCCAGCUUCUGAUGAACUGUCCUCCAAUCAAAGCAUGAGCCUUUCCCCUUCCAAUUCUGCUCAGCCUAUUCCCUGUUUCAACUCUGGGCCGUCUCCUUCUCACUCUAGUUCUGGGCCCACUCGGCAGAAUGUAAACCCCAUGUUGGGUGGCAGCAGUGUAGCACAGGGCCGUGGCGGCCCCCAGUCCCAGCCCCCUCCUCAACCCAAUCUUCGUAACCAAGUGCCUCCACCCAUCCUGUCCUCUCAGGUCUCUCCAUCCCUGUUGAAGUACCCGGGAGGUAACGGAGGUCUGAGCCCUCUGCUUGGCCCACAGCAGGUGGCUGUACUCAGCCAACUCUCCCAGCUUAACCAGCUGUCGCAGCUCACUCAGCUCAGCCAGUUACAGCGUCUUAUCCUUCAGCAACAGCAACAGCAACAACAGCAGAAGGCUCAAAGCCAGAGAGCCAUGCCUGUGGGACGUCAGACUGAACAGACACGUCCUAUUGGUUCAUCUCCGAUGAUGCAGCCGCCACGACACCUGGACCCCUCCCUUAUGAAGCAGGCCCCACCCCUCAAACCAUACCUGGACAACUACUUGUCCCACAAUACCCCUGAGAUGCAGAAGGAUGCUGCUGCUCUCGGAUCCUUCAGCAACUUCCCUUUAAGCUUGAACUCUAACCUGAAUGUAUCCCUGGACAUGGGUGUUGGUGGUGGUAGUAGUGGUGGUGGAGCUAUGAGCUACAAAGAGCCACCCCAGUCCAGACUGAAGAAACUUUGGGCUACUGACCCUCUAGAGCAGAACAGCAAAUCUGGUGCUAUGUCGUCUGGGCUGCGUCUGGAGGACUCCCCCUUCUAUGACUUCCUGUCUCCUGGCCCGUCUCCUCUGAGUCCUCCCGGCCAAUCAAUGGGCUCGGUGGGUGAUGGCUGGCCUCCCCGUGCCAACUCCCCCCCACCCCAUGCAAACACUGUCACCUGGCCCCCAGAGUUCCGGCCCGGGGAGCCUUGGAAAGGUUACCCCAACAUUGACCCUGAGACUGACCCUUUUGUGACCCCCGGCAGUGUCAUCAACAACCUCUCCAUCAACACCGUCCGCGACACAGACCACCUCAGGGACAGGAACAACGGGCCAUCCUCAUCACUGAACACCACGAUGCCUUCUAACAGUGCCUGGUCAUCCAUUCGUGCCUCCAGCCACAGCGGUUCCCUCACCAGUACAGCACAAAGCACUUCAGCCAGACCCAGUGAGUCAAAGUGGUCUCCCAGCGGCGGUUCUGUGUCCAACUCCUCCCUAGCCCAUGAGCUUUGGAAGGUCCCCCUGCCACCAAAGGCGGCUCCCUCCAGACCACCACCUGGCCUCACCAGCCAGAAGCCCAGCCCUGCCUCCUCCGGCUGGGAUGGCUCUGCCCUGAGGCUGGGGGGCUGGGGCUCCACUGAGUCCAGAUAUACACCUGGUUCCAGUUGGGGUGACAGCAGCAGCUCAGGGAGAACCCAAUGGCUUGUUCUGAAAAAUCUCACACCUCAGAUUGACGGCUCUACACUGAGGACUCUGUGCAUGCAGCACGGCCCUCUGAUCACAUUCCACCUCAACCUGCCGCAUGGUAACGCUGUGGUGUGCUACAGCUCCAAGGAUGAGGCUGCAAAGGCCCAGAAGAGCCUGCACAUGUGUGUUUUGGGGAACACUACUAUUCUGGCUGAGUUUGCCAGCGAGGAGGAAAUCAACCGUUUCUUUGCACAAGGGCAGUCAUUGGCCACUCCCUCCUCUGGCUGGCAGGCCAUCGGCUCUUCUCAGAGCAGAAUGGAUCAGUCUCACCCCUUUCCCAGCCGCGCUCCUGAAGCUAGCCAGUGGAACAGCAGCGAUCUCCACAGCUCCUCCCUCUGGGGCGGGCCCAACUAUUCCAGUAGCCUGUGGGGGAGCCCCAGUGGCACCGAGGCAGGGAGGAUCAGCAGCCCCUCUCCAAUCAGCUCCUUCCUCCCGGUAGAUCACCUGACGGGCAGCGGGGACUCCAUGUGAACCGCCUGCCAAUCACACAGGCUGGGGGAAGGGUCAGUAGAGAAUUAUCAAUAAUCAGCAGAAGAAAAUGGUAAAAAAAACAAAACAAAAAAAACAAGUAGUUAUAAACGCUAUGGCACUAGUUGGACUCUUUCUCACUUACAAGAUAUUCAACAAUACGGGGUCUCCCCUGUGGAAAACAAGUUACGUUUCUCUCUCUGCACAUAUGUCCACUUUGUUUUAGCCCAAAAACAUAUCAGUCGGAAUACUUGAAUCAUGCAGGCCAAUUCUAUAAUGUGAACGGAUGGAUAUUUGCUUCCAGGUAGUGCUCUUUCAGACCGAAAAAAAGCUUCAAUCGAGCUCAUUAUUAUAUAUAUUUUUUUGUUUCAUUCGUCAUGUUUAUUUGAAUUCCAAUUCUUUUUAUUUUUACCGUUUUCUUUUUGUUUUAUUUUCUUUCUUUUUUUUGCAUUUGUUUGCUGACAAUGUUGGAGUAUGAGCUUUUUUAACUUUGCACUGAAUGUGGUUUUUUCUCAGUAUAUAUAAUCUGCAAUAUAGAGGGAGCAGCCAGUUUUUCCAGUGUAGCUGUUUACUCAUUGAGGUCCUUACCGUAUGUGUGUAUGCGUGUGCAUGCGCACGUGUGUGUGGAAGUACUUUGUGUGUGUGUGUGUGUGUGUGUGUGUGUGUGUGUGUGUGUGUGUGUGUGUGUGUGUGUGUGUGUGUGUGUGUGUGUGAGUUGUGAAUGAGUACGUGUGCGCUCCUCUCUGCCUUGGCACGCCUACCUUACUGCGUUGUCGUGGAGUUCAAGAUCAACAGAUAGUUAAAGAAUAAAACCUGACUUAGGAUGAUUAUCUGGUGAUAGUAAAAGUGACAUUUAAAAGUAUUGCACCAAUUUUGUUUUAAAACUAAAGAACGUUGAGCUCUGCAGUGCAAAGGACUGUAGCCGCAGCUGGGACUAGCAAGCCCCGCUCACCCUAAUAUAGGUGGCGGAGCCUAUCUAGCAAGCCCCCCGUCAGCCCCCUAGUGGGCAGGUGGGGGGAACAGCACUUUCAGAAUAGGCUUUCAAUGUUUUGGAGGUGCCACACUGCAACCUCUUGUUUACAAGACUUAGGAGGCGGAACGUGUGUUCAUUCUUCAUUUUAAAGAGAAGAUGGAAAUAAAACGGAAAAUGCACAAAAAAAUAUAAAAAUGUUAAAAAAAAUGCACUAAAAAAUUUAUAAAAACAAACAGAAAAACAAAAAAUGUAAACUCUUAUUGAGGAUGAAGACGAUGCUUUGUAACUCUGGGAAUUCGGAUCAGUGUUUUUGGCCAUGGCGUUGGUUAUUUGAACUAUUCCUCUUUGUCUGCUAAAUAACCAGCAAUGGUUCUCAGGAAAUCAAGCCAGUUUUCCUCCCCUUGUAGUUGAAUUAAAAAAAAAAAAACUACUACUCCUUGUAGGAAAGGAAAAUCCAAUUUCUAGCACUGAAAACUAUGUAUAGGUCUGUAAGUUGUUUUUUUUCUCUGCCAAAUAACUGCUUUAAGCUGGAGAAGCUCAACACACUGCUUUCAAUAUGCUGUCUUUUGAGGGAGGGGAGGGCCUGAUGUGGGGGGGUGGAGGACAGGCUCCCUCUCUCCUCCUCUUCCUCCACUCCUCCACUCCACUGAUGUAAAAAUCAAACGUGGUUGAGUGUUAUCGUGUGAGUGUGUGUGGAAAAUGUUGUCUCGUCAGACUUAUAAACCAAGAGAAAGGCAAAUCUGUAUCUAUGCAUACUGUAGCCUCUCACAUUCACAUGGCCUACUGAGAGGCGUUUUUCUUUCUUCUUCCCGUGUCUCACAAAAUGUUUUAAAUGUCUCAUUAAGUACAACAAAUAUUACUUGCUUUUUUCUCUUUUUUUUUUUUUAAUCGCUCUCAUUGCCACAAAUGGUGUUUUGACAAAAAAAAAGAAAAAAGGAAAGAACUUUAAAAUCGUGUUUUGGUUGAAGAUUAUAUUUUAACAGUGCAAAAGUCGUCCACAUUUCAUUGCCUUGAUCCUAAUUGUGUCCGAAGAUGCAACAACAAGUCAAGUGGCUUCUACCUGUUUACAAAUAGAAUAUGAUUGUAUUGUUGUACUGUUUUUUUCUUCUUUUUUCUUUUUUUCUCCUUUGGGUCGGGGGGGUACUCAUCUGAAGUUUCUGACAUGUGUGUGUGUGUGUGUGUGUGUGUGUGUGUGUGUGCCGGCGGAUGUGAGUUCUACCGCUGUGGUUGUGUGUGUGAGAACGGCGCGAAUGUAAAUCCACCACUGGUGUGUUUUGUCGAUAAAAAUACAAGCGUGAAUAAUAGUUACCUUAUUCUACCAGUGAUUGUUUAGUUCCUAUGAUGCACAAUUUUUCGGGGAAUAACAAACGCUUCAGAGAGUGCGAGAAGUCAGCAUUAGCGAAGCCAUGGACCUUAAUUUCUUUUCUUCAUCGUGUAAUUAUUCUGCCUGUUGUGAGUGUGUUUGCGCACGUUUUUCCCCCUCCGAUAUAGGGUUUUUAUUUCAGAAGUACUAGAAGCUUUAGUUGUGUUUUUAGCCGUGAUUAUUUAACAACUUCAAAGCAUAUGUAGUGAGACAGAACCUUGAGUAUUAGCCAGACUUGACUGUGGUGUGUGCCAGUAUUGAACUGCUCUCUACCAAAUAAUUCAAUCAUACAAAAGAUUAGUUUACUUAAUUCCAGAUCUCUUUGCUUAAACUAUAUAUAUAUAUCUUAUUUGUUUUUGUCGUGUUGAACAAUUUGUUAUCAAGUGGAACAUCUGAACCGUGUUUUUGUCAUUUAUUUUUGAGUUAACUUAAUUUGACAAAUUGAACUGAGGAGCCUUGGAUUUUGCACUAGCCGUGGAUUCUUGGAGGAAAGGCCGAGCAAGAGAAAGGCAAAGCCGAGACGGUCGGACAGACGGUGGGCAUAGUUUGGAUUUUCGGGUCUGUUUGAGGGAGAAGAUGCGCCUGUGAGAGUAUUGUGACAGGGUAAAGUUUGUGUGUGUGUCUGUUUUCAACUGAAGUGAAAGGUGUGUGUGUGUGUGUGUUUGCUUGCGUGUGUGUGUGUGUGUGUGUGUGUGUGCUGUGACCAGAGAAGAUGGUGCUUUGUUGGCCUUAGUGAAGGGAGCGAGAGAAGAAGGAGGGGCGGCCUCCUCUCCAGGUUUACCUCUCCCUGUUCGCUGGGCCGGCCGGUCGGAGCGGCGACUUCGCCACGGCGCCCGAACCGAGCCAGAAUGUAGCUGAAACGGUUUUUAAAGUAUAAAAGCGGAGCCUCGAUCUGCCUUCUCUGGCACCUGGAAACCACCGCAUGACAGAAAUCAAGAAGAAAAAUUCAACUACUGUUCUGAUGGCGCCUGGUUGUCAUGGUGAUCAUUGGCGGCUGUUGCCGUAGAGAUGCUCGUGUCUUGAGCUUGACUGAAAAGAGGCGAGGCUUCUUGUAGGCCCGUUGUGACUCAGGCAAGGGGGAUGUGGCUUGUGAUUGGCUGGUUCUUCCUGGCUUUUCAGGGACUCGGGGUUACACUUGCCUCCUCGCUGGCUUAUCCAGGAUCAGCUCUCCCUCCUGACUCCUAAAGCUUAACUACAGGAGAGGAGACGCAAAACUGACAAGAGGUCUGGGGCAAGUGCACUCUACAAUGUCUAUAUUCCCUUUUACUGCUCAUUGAAAUUACUUUACACUUUGUUCAUUCUGAUUUUGGCAGUGUUAACUCUCCUCACGCUGUGAUGUGGGAGCUGUUUUGUCCCUUCUCAGUAUCCUUACCUUAACCAUUACUGGGACAGGAACAGACUCCAGAUCGGCUGCUCGGGAGGCAGCACUGCUCUGCUGUUAGAGAAGGGACAAGCAAUGUCUGUAAAAUGCCUCUCAUUAAUGUUGAUGUUAUUGUUUUGGUUCCCGGCUUAAUUCUCGCUCUGUGUCAUCCAGUCUGCUGUCGGCGUGUCCGUGUGCGUGUUGGAAAACCCAGUCUGUGUAUGUUGGAACACAUUAUCAUGCCAAAUCGAGGAGGGAGGGUGAGAGGGAAGGAAAGGGAUUGAUACUUUUUUUUUCUGUUUUGUAGUUGUGUAUGUGUGCAUAUAUGUAUUUUAAAAAGCUGGACAAUGUUAAAUGCUUGAAGAAAAAUGUCAUUUGCAAAAGGAUGAUGUGAGGAAAACCUUUUCAGUGAGUGAAAACCACCAUGAGCAAUGUACAAUCCCCAGGGCUGCCAAGCAGCUUCCCGACAGGGCCAGACGAGGGGAGGAUGAGAGUUAGGAGAGGAGGGAAGCUGGCUGGUGAUACUCUACUACUUUUUAAUAUUUAAGAAAAAAUAAUGUGACUCUUUGUGUUUCUCUUGACUUAACUAUCCUGUGAGUAAAAUGCUAUAUCAUAACACACAACCAACGGCUCCUACGGUCGAUCAAAAAAGCGCUAAGGCUAUUUUUUUGACAGAAAAAAACUAAAAAAAAUACACAAAAAAAAAAACAACAAAAGAAAAAAACACAAAAACUGUGAGAAUCUGCUGUCUUUUUUGUCAUUUUACAUUUAGUAUGAACACACACACAAACAAACCCUGAAAAGCUUUAGUCUAACCAGCACAAAGAUGUGGGUGGGUUUACUGGGUGGGUUUACUGGGUGGGUGGGCACAGUACAGAGGGUUAGGGGUGGGGGUCGCUCAGAGAGACUAUGCAGUGGAGUGUUGAACCCAGGCUUCCAUGUCCACCUUGGUUUAUUAUUUUCUUUUUCUUCUAUUUUUUGCUUUCUUUAAAUAAAUAAAUAAAUAAGAAAAAAAAUAAUCCCAAAAAAAAAUUAAAAACAGCUGAGAUGGGAUUCCCAAUAAUGUUCCUCAAACAUGUCGUGCCAUCGUUGAAUCGUACUUCUAGUACUACUAUUACUAAUAAUAAAUAAUAAAACUGAAAAAAAACCUUUAUUACCUAGCAACCGUCGGGCCAGUUGUAGCAGGAGAGGAGGGCAGGUUAAGAUUUGCAAAAGUCCGUUUGUUUCUUUUCACAGCUCGUCUCCUGCUCGAUAAGCCGAGCGGAGAGAGGCCGGUGAAACUGCAAAUUUUACACAACUACAAUGUUUUUUAUAGAGAUUCUAUCAAUCCACAGUGUGUAGUUGGAUCACCUGUAAACCUAUUAUGCACAUCGCUUUGGGAGACUGUUGAAACUAUAUAUCAUAAAUAUAUAUAUAUAUAUAUGAGAAUAUAAGCAUACAGUGUCUAUAAUCAUUGAGAGGGAGUCUUCCUCUCUUACAAACAAAACAGGAAGUACCUUUUUAUUUUCAAAUGUCUUCCUCGGGUCAUCAAAGGAUUUUAUCUUAAACUUCGGUGGAAUCUGCACUUUUUGAAGGACAAUCUUUAUUUGUAUGGGUAUAAAAAUUGACAAAAACGAAGUCGCCUGAUAUUACAAGGUAUAGAAAACCAACUCCAGUGUGCUCUAAUAAUGAAUGUCUCCUCUGAUGCUGUCUAUUUGUUUGGUUUCAUUUAAUCUUUUUAUUCUCCUUCCUUUGUUGCUUGGUUUGUUCUGUAUUUUUUUUUCUCUUAUUUUUCUGGAUUUUAGUGCUCUUAAGAGCAUCUGUACUAAGGUGUAGAGUAGUAGGUAGUAGGUCUUCUGUUGGCUGUACUCGUAUACUGAUUACUGUUUGUAACCCUCUGGCUCCUGCAGCCAGCAUACAAAGCUGUAUAACUUGGGUACAACCCUCAAUAAAAGACUAACAAUGACA
This is a messenger RNA of Acanthochromis polyacanthus (spiny chromis), 12030 nucleotides long. RefSeq names its product trinucleotide repeat containing adaptor 6A. NCBI's taxonomy places the organism in Eukaryota, Metazoa, Chordata, Actinopteri, Pomacentridae. Gene Ontology annotation, biological process: positive regulation of nuclear-transcribed mRNA poly(A) tail shortening; miRNA-mediated post-transcriptional gene silencing. The transcript has 27 exons. Gene Ontology annotation, molecular function: nucleic acid binding. The coding region runs from base 757 to 6390 and encodes 1877 amino acids. The record is from RefSeq and is a predicted model, not a curated record. Gene Ontology annotation, cellular component: nucleoplasm; P-body.